Molecule: messenger RNA, 1258 nt
Organism: Phanerochaete carnosa HHB-10118-sp
Lineage: Eukaryota; Fungi; Basidiomycota; Agaricomycetes; Polyporales; Phanerochaetaceae
Exons: 19
Coding region: 38-1081 (347 amino acids)
Source: RefSeq, a predicted model, not a curated record
CUAAAGACAUCAUCCCACCCGCCGUGACUCGCACAGCAUGUCCAACUCGUCCAGCUCGCCGCUCAUGGGCCCGACAGGGCUCAACGUCAUGUCGUCGUACGGGACGCAGCUUCUUGGGUCUGUGUUCUCGACUGGACUUUGGGGGAUAUCGUGCACCCAAGUCUUCCUGUAUUUCUUGAACUACGAUAGGGAUUCUUGGGCAUUGAAAAUCUUCGUCAUCUAUCUCUGGGCUCUGGGGACUGCCGUUGAAGCUGUCACAUGGGCCGGAAUGUUUCAAGCCCUCAUUACGAACUGGGGAUCGUUGCAGAACCUGCUAACAGUCAAUACGGCCAUUGUUCAUCGUACAUGGCUUUCGGCCGUUGUCGCAUUUUCAGCGCAGAUGUUCUUCCUGUAUCGCAUCUACCGAUUUACAGGAGGAAAAGGCUGGCUAGUUCGUGCAUGCAUGGCCAGUGCUAUCCUGAUCGCAUCUUGUGGACUCGGUUCGAUUAUUGCCUACUCUGCCUUGAUCCUGUCGAAUAUUCAAUCCAUCACCGCCACACUUUCUUCUCACCGCAUUUUUGCAAUUGCAAUCGUAGCACGCUCUGUCUCCGCAUUUGCAGACAUUAUGAUCGCAGUGUGGAUGGCUGCCUUGCUGUCCCGCAAGACGGGUGAGAAAACGUUUUCCAGCUCUAAUCGCAUGGUCUACCGGCUCAUCAUUAUGUCCAUCAACAGCGGCUUUUGGACCGCGCUUGUCGCUCUAAUUGACCUCAGCCUGAUUGCUUGGAACUACACGGAUCUGGCGUUCAGCAUCUGCGAAUAUCCGCUCACGUCGCUCUAUGUUAACAUGAUCCUCGCAAAUCUGAACGUGCGCGAGUACCUGCGCGGCACCUGGCAGGGCAGCAAGGUCAUUGAGGGAACGUUUGGCAGCACUGACACGGCGCCGCGCGACGUAGCCCCGAUCCCACUGCGGCGCAUCAACCGAAGUACCGGGAUUUCCUCUGCAGACCAAGGACAUGUUGAAAUUCGCAUUGAAAAGUCGAUGACACUGAAGAGCGACGCAGACUCGAUGGAGGCUGGAAAGUCACAGCCUUUUCACCCAUGAAGCAUACCCUGGCUACGAACGGACGGAUUUAGGGACAUUUCAAACUCGUGAUGAAAAUGUAGAUCUCAUGUACUUAGUACUGCCCCCAACGAUACGCUAUUAAUGCUAGAGAGACGAUUUUUUUUGGAUAUGAUGGGCGCUCCCAUUUCUAAUCUUGGUGACGUACAGUUGUUAAGC